CCCUUUCCCAAUUUUUUAUAUUUUUCCUAUAUUACCCAUUUAAAAAAUGUCGACGGAAGCACCUAGUUGUCCUAUGCCAAAGAAGGAGGAAUCCUGUCCUAUGCCCAAGAAGGAGGAAUCCUGUCCCAUGCCCAAGAAAGAGGAGUCUUGUCCCAUGCCCAAGAAGGAAGAGUCUUGUCCCAUGCCUAAGAAGGAAGAGGCUUCUUGUCCCAUGCCCAAGAAAGUAGAAGAAAAGAAGAAAACCGAGUUCCCACCUGGCUGCCCCAUGCACAAGGGCGGUGAUGAUGAGUUGAACAAGCUCAACAUGAUUCCCAACUUGACACAAUCCCCACAAGCCGAUCAAACUGUGGAUUUACCCACUGAGCGUGUAACUUCUUCUAUUCCUAAAGCCAAGGGAGCUACAUCCAAAUGGGAAUACCCUAGUCCUCAACAAUUUUACAAUGCUCUUCGUAGAAAGGGCUGGGAAACUCCCGAAAAUGAAAUUGAAACUAUGGUAGAUAUUCAUAACUUUUUGAACGAAGAAGCCUGGAAUGAGGUGUUGAAGUGGGAAUCCAAAUACAAGUGUGAUUGUGCUGAAGAUCCUUAUUUAUCAAAAUUCCAAGGUAGACCCCAAGAUAUCACACCUAAAGCUCAAUGGCAUUCAUUAUUCGGUGCUCCCAAGCCCUUUGAUAGACAUGAUUGGUAUAUUAGCCGUUGUGGACAAUCCAGAAGAUAUGUGAUUGAUUAUUACGAAGCUCCCGAAGAAGUACCUGGUGUACCUGUCUUCCACUUGGAUGUCCGUCCUGCUUUAGAUAAUGCCGAGAGUGUGAUGGUUCGUUUUAAAGAAGCUGCCAAGAUGAAAUGGGAUCAAUGGUUCCCUACCGCUGCCGAAAAGUCAACUUAGAAGACACACUUUUUUUCUUUAUUUAUUAAGAAAAAAAAAAUUAUUUAUUGUUAUAUUCACGAAUUUUUCUCAUUAAAGAUCGACCUUGUUUAAAGGUAGUAUAAUCACGCACAACACGAGAUUGAGGUCCCAUGGAAGGUU
Molecule: messenger RNA, 1024 nt
Organism: Mucor mucedo
Lineage: Eukaryota; Fungi; Mucoromycota; Mucoromycetes; Mucorales; Mucoraceae
Product: cytochrome c/c1 heme-lyase
Exons: 3
Coding region: 47-883 (278 amino acids)
Biological process (GO): cytochrome c-heme linkage
Cellular component (GO): mitochondrion
Molecular function (GO): holocytochrome-c synthase activity
Source: RefSeq, a predicted model, not a curated record